Messenger RNA from Rhopilema esculentum, 915 nucleotides. The record is from RefSeq and is a predicted model, not a curated record. NCBI's taxonomy places the organism in Eukaryota, Metazoa, Cnidaria, Scyphozoa, Rhizostomeae, Rhizostomatidae.
UUACCUAUACCUAUGAUGGCAAACAUGUCGGAAAGUAAAUCAUCUUCAGAAACCUACUGGCGACUAUCAACGUCAUUGCAAGAAGCUCAUGCAAAGGUCCUAAUAGAUCGAAUUAAGUUUUCUGAUGAUAGCAGUAGUGUGUUAGAAAUUGGAUGUGGAACUGGGGCAACUGCAGCAUAUCUGGCCCGAGAUGUGGUCAAGAAUGGAACAGUAACUGGCUGCGAUCCUCAAGAGAACAGAAUCCGCGUAGCCGCUGAGAAGUACUCGGACAUAGAAGGACUGGAGUUUAUAAGAUGCACUGGAGUUGAAGCUUUGAAGGGUAAAGAACAGGCCUACGAUGUUAUAUACAGCAAUUAUGUACUGAAUUGGAUGUCUGAUGAGGAAUUUGAGGAGACAAUAAGGUUAAGCUUUAUUGCAAUGAAAUCGGGGGGAUUUGCAGCCCAUAAUAUUUGUGAAACGACGCCUGAAAAUUUUUUAAAAUUGCUUGAGAAUUUAAAUGCUGAAAAUGUGAAGAGGCGCAUUCAAACGGGAAAGCCAAUCAGCCUUGAAAGGCUUGUUGAUGUAUCAGCAAAAGUUGGCUUUAAGGUUGUAGACUCAGGUCGGGUUCCUAUGGUAACAAAAUUUGAUGACUUGAGGGACUAUCUACGUUUACUGAAUGCGACACUGUGUGGAAAAUUUGGUAUCGAAGAAAGAUGCAUGAAAAACAAACACAAUAUUGAUUUGCCAAAGGAUGAAGAUGGCAAAAUAAUUCAUGUUAAUCCAUCAGCGUUUGUCGUUUUAGAAAAAUUAUGAGAAGUAAACACGAGGCUUUAAGAAAAUUAAGUGAAUAAAAGCACCCAACCAAGUUACUGAAAGAGAACAAAAUAAAGGUUGAUGUUUCAUUUGCUUUUAUUUGUUUGUCUUCUAUUAUAUAAA